Messenger RNA from Adineta ricciae, 471 nucleotides. Lineage: Eukaryota; Metazoa; Rotifera; Eurotatoria; Adinetida; Adinetidae. The record is from the annotation of a GenBank genome assembly.
AUGUCGCACCUUAUACCCGGUGGAUUCAAAGCUGUUCUUUAUCAUGAUCAACCUAUUCCUGAACUCCCUUCGACUGAUUUAAUUCAAAAGUGUUCGGACAGUCAAAGUUUUCGUUCGAUUUUGGAACAAAAUCAUUUAUCGGUACGGGUCUUGGCAUGUACGUCUGAAAUAUUUCGUCAACUUCCAUCCAAUCUAGUUCCAUCUAAACUGGACACAAUAUACUUCAUGGAAUCCUCAUCGGGUGCUUCAUCACUAUUGACAAAUGAAAAUGCAGCUCCUCAACCAAUCGGCGUUCUGUCAGAAAAAGAAUUGAUCUUACGUGUAUUAUUGGAUGUUGUCGACUGUUUUUAUCGGCAAUCGAUUAAUUAUCGAACGGAAGGUAAUAAUGGUUUAGCCGAUGCGUGUAGACAAGUUGUGGUUAAUGUAUUGGAAUAUAUCAAAGAACACAAUGAAUAUCUAUGUCCACCUUAA